AUGCCCAGUCGAGGAACUCUACAGCUCUUCAAGCGUUCCAGCACCGGGCUACCACUCAAUAAGCCGCCAUCACCGCCGCUAUCUUUUACCGACCUCCCGGAAUACGAACCUGAAACGUCAGAAUUGCCACAAAAGUCGAACGGUGUUCUCUCCUUGUUCAACCCUGGUACAUUCCCUAUGCACAAGAGGUGUUCUGAGAGAAUACAGCCCUCAACACCUCCUGCUUCGCCCAUAUAUGAGAGGCCGCUGCUAGCGGGACGAUCAAAGACUGCCCCAGCGACAUGCCAACACAGAUUUGGAAGCGUGCCAGAGAUGGAGUACACAAAUAUGUCUAUCAAAAGGAGGAAAGCAGCACACGGUCGAGUGAACGGCAUGAGAAACUCUCUGGGAUUGAAUGUUUUGAAGGAAUCAGCGGAUGGGAUGAUCACGUCGGCUGCCGCUGAACCACCGAAGCUUAGCACAACAAGGGAACCGGCAUCCUGCGAAGAGACCGAGGCAAUGAACACGGCGACGACAGAGCCGCAUCGGCGUCGCAGGAGCACUACAGGCAGUAUCGACCACUACUACGACCACGACCACGACCACGACACUGUCAACUCACCAUACUCCUCUCUUCUUCUUCUCCAGGCAUACUUCCACUAA
Messenger RNA from Cucurbitaria berberidis CBS 394.84, 642 nucleotides. RefSeq lists its product as uncharacterized. The transcript has a single exon. The record is from RefSeq and is a predicted model, not a curated record. NCBI's taxonomy places the organism in Eukaryota, Fungi, Ascomycota, Dothideomycetes, Pleosporales, Cucurbitariaceae. The coding region runs from base 1 to 642 and encodes 213 amino acids.